AUGGGUAUCCUCACACUGGCUGAGGACCGGCCGACGCCCAAGUCCGUCUACAACUGGCGUAUCUACGUUCUCGCCAUCAUUGCAUCAUGCGGUUCCAAUAUGAUCGGUUACACUUCCGCCUUCAUUGGCACGACUAUAACUUUGACUUCGUUCCAGCGCGAGUUUGGAUUCGAUCGUAUGUCCAGCGAACAUGUCUCAACCAUUGAAGAGAACAUUGUCUCUUUUUUCAUCGCAGGCGCCUUCUUCGCUGCACUUGGCACCUAUGCUCUCGGUCAUUUCUUGGGACGCAAAUGGAGCUUGGUGAUUGCUUCUGCUGUUUUCACUCUUGGAGGCGGUCUCCAGCUGGGCACCAAGGGCUCUACUGGUCUGGGCAUCAUGUACGCUGGACGUGUCUUGUCCGGCGUGGGAACUGGUAUUGCUUCCAAUAUCAUCCCUAUCUACAUCUCUGAGCUCGCUCCACCUGCCAUUCGAGGACGUCUCGUUGGAUUAUACGAACUGGGCUGGCAAAUCGGCGGCCUUGUCGGAUUUUGGAUCAACUAUGGCGUUGAACAGCACAUGCCCUCAUCACAUGAGCAAUGGCUUGUUCCCUUUGCCAUUCAGAUCAUUCCCUCGGGGCUGCUGUUCUUUGGCGCUUUGUGGAUCAGGGAAUCACCCCGUUGGCUUUUCCUCAAGGAUCGUCGGGAAGAGGCCAUGAAGAACCUCUGUUGGAUCCGUCAAUUAGAUGAAAAUGACAUUUAUGUCAAGGAAGAAGUCGCCGCCAUUGAUCAAGCACUAGAAGAGCAAAAGGCCACCGUUGGAAUCGGUUUCUGGAAGCCCUUCCAGGCUGUUGGAAAGCGUCCCGCAGUAUUGUACCGACUCUUCCUAGGAUGUAUGCUCUUCUUCUGGCAGAACGGAUCCGGUAUCAACGCCAUCAACUACUACAGCCCCACUAUCUUCAGCAGCAUUGGCGUCUCCCAAUCUGACAUUAGCUGGAUGACGGGUAUUUUUGGUGUGGUCAAGGCCAUCUUCACAAUCCUCUGGCUCUUAUUCCUCGUUGACCAGUUUGGAAGAAGGAAACUUCUAUUGACUGGUGCGCUCACUGGAUCCGCCUGCAUGUGGGUGAUUGGUGCCUACAUUUGUGCUGUUCGCCCGGACUUGCAUCCCACGUCCUCUCUGAACGGAGGUGGUAUUGCUGCUAUCUUCUUUUUCUAUCUGUGGACUGCCGUGUACACUCCCACUUGGAACGGAACUCCAUGGGUCAUCAACUCGGAAUUUUUCGACCCUAACAUCCGUUCCCUCGCCCAAGCCGCGACAACAUCCAGCAACUGGCUCUUCAACUUCCUCGUUUCCCGCUUUACCAAGCAAAUGUUCGCCAAAAUGAACUAUGGCGUGUAUUUCUUCUUCGCUGCCUUGUCGUUCUUUGCAUUCUUCUUCGCCUUCUUCCUGAUUCCCGAGACCAGCGGUAUCCCACUAGAGGCAGUUGACCGCUUGUUUGAGACUAAGCCUAUAUGGCAAGCCCACGCAAAGGUCAAGGCACAGCUUAAGGAAGAAGAGGAGCAAUUUCGCUUCGAGAUUAAACAAGGUGUCUUUGGAAAAGAAGGAAACGGUGCACACGCCCACGUGGAGGAUCCCAAGAAAGGCGAGGAAACUGACGACACACGUGUGAAUGAAGUUUGA
Messenger RNA from Talaromyces amestolkiae, 1656 nucleotides. RefSeq lists its product as uncharacterized. The record is from RefSeq and is a predicted model, not a curated record. Lineage: Eukaryota; Fungi; Ascomycota; Eurotiomycetes; Eurotiales; Trichocomaceae. Gene Ontology annotation, cellular component: membrane. Gene Ontology annotation, molecular function: carbohydrate:proton symporter activity. Gene Ontology annotation, biological process: transmembrane transport; carbohydrate transport. The transcript has 3 exons. Bases 1 to 1656 code for a protein of 551 amino acids.